Molecule: messenger RNA, 1611 nt
Organism: Eriocheir sinensis (Chinese mitten crab)
Lineage: Eukaryota; Metazoa; Arthropoda; Malacostraca; Decapoda; Varunidae
Exons: 9
Coding region: 180-1187 (335 amino acids)
Source: RefSeq, a predicted model, not a curated record
UGGAGAGAUCGUAGUGAAGCCAGUCAGUCGGGGUUUAACUUUGUGUCAGUGAGGGUGAGACUGCCGCUUCCCCCCCUCACUUUUCCUCCUCCUCCUGUUCCUCCCUCCCUCUCCCACCCUCGUUAACUCGUUCCGCCCCUAAACACCUCAAGGAAUCGUCACCCCUCGCUACAAGGAAAAUGUCGCCACCGGUAGCGUGUCUGCUGCUGCUGCUUGUGGCCUCACUGAUGGGCGGCGUGAUGGGGCACGGGCGCCUCAUGGAUCCCCCUGCGCGCAACGCCAUGUGGCGGUUAGGCUACCCCAACCCCGUCAACUACAACGACAACGAACUCUACUGCGGCGGCUUCGUGGUGCACUAUCAGAAGAACGGCGGCAAGUGCGGGGUGUGUGGCGACGACUACAGGCACCCCGAGCCGCGGGACCACGAGGCGGGCGGCGCCUACGGGAACGGAAUCGUGACCAAGCGUUACGUGGCCGGCCAGGUGAUCGACAUCGAGGCGGAGCUGACCACCAACCACUGGGGCUACAUGGAGAUCCGCCUGUGUCCACAUAAUGAACCCCACCUGAUCAUCACCCAGGCCUGCCUCGACCAGCACGUGUUGCCCAUGGAGAAUACCAUCGAGACCAAGUUUGUGAUCCCGAAGGAAAGCAAGAAAUCGGAGAUCUUCAGGUGGCGAGUCAAGCUCCCGGACGGCAUCACCUGCACCAACUGUGUUCUGCAGUGGAAGUACUUCGCAGGUAACACGUGGGGGGUGGACGAGACCUCCGGCAGCGGCGCAGUGGGAUACGGUCCUCAGGAAACGUUCAUCAACUGCGCCGACAUCACCAUCAACACCAACGUGCCCACCGGCGCCGUGGUGGACAACCCGUGGCAGCUGUACUUCAGAGGCAGCUUCCCCGGCGUGAUGAGUAGCACCUCGAGCAAUAACGGCCUCACGCCACUGGUUGUCAGGACUCAGCUGUGCAUUCCCGUCGAUCACUUCGCCAGGGACCCCGCCAUGCAUGAGUGGUGCAUGCGCAACUGCCUCAAGUACCCGCCCAACUGUGACCCCAAUUACUGCCGCUGCGUACACGAGUGCGAGGCGGUUGGUGAGUUUAAGCUACAGAAGUUUGCAGACCACUAUUGCCACCAGGAGUGUCUCGGCUACCCCUCAAACUGCGAUCCGAAGAGGUGCCGCUGCUUCUGAACCACCGAAUGAACCAACUGCCGAACCACCUCCGUAUGGCCAUCUGGUGCUGCUUACUCUUCUUCUCCUCCGCCCCUUAACUGUUGUGUUUUAUCAAUAAUCUGGUGGUGGUGAUGAUGUGUCAAAGCUCACGUAAGUAUCUGUAGUUUGGAAGAUAAGUUGAUGAUUGGUUGAUUCUUGUUACAUCGUUCGAUCGUUACUGUUGUUUGAUUGUUGCUUGCAUUUAGUGUUAUUUCGUUGUAUUGUUGUUUGCAUGUUAGUUUGUUACGUCUCUAAUAAGGUAGUUUUAUUUAUCUGAUUGUUAAUUGUUUUAUUGUUGAUUGUUUGCGUCUAGCUAUUUAUUGAAUGUAUCCCUCGAUUUAUUUAUUCCAUGUUAUUUAUUGUACGUUAUGUAGGUGGCAGACACAUGACAUUUUAAAAUUAC